Centruroides sculpturatus (bark scorpion) is the source of this 1780-nucleotide messenger RNA. RefSeq names its product photoreceptor-specific nuclear receptor-like (gene Hr51). Gene Ontology annotation, molecular function: RNA polymerase II cis-regulatory region sequence-specific DNA binding; zinc ion binding; nuclear receptor activity. The record is from RefSeq and is a predicted model, not a curated record. Gene Ontology annotation, biological process: cell differentiation; anatomical structure development; positive regulation of transcription by RNA polymerase II. Bases 172 to 1629 code for a protein of 485 amino acids. NCBI's taxonomy places the organism in Eukaryota, Metazoa, Arthropoda, Arachnida, Scorpiones, Buthidae. The transcript has 8 exons.
UCCCCCUUUCCUCAGCUUUACGCAUAAGGGGGGACUCGAAAAGGGGAUGAUGGGAUCCGUUAUUGGUCACGUGUCGCCCCUCCUCCAGUGGCAUUUGCUGUCGGGUGUCAGAACCCGCCUACCUUAGCGACGAGAGCUGAUCUAAACGGCAAACACAUCCAAGACGAUUGAAUGGAGAUGACGGAAAGUGAAACGGGCAUCCCUCAUGCUUCUAGACCAGCCAGUGUCGCCUCAUCCUCGACUGAUGAAUCGUCGCACGCCGCCACACCGAGCACCAUAGAGGGAGAACGUUCCCCCAUUUCUCCGGACCUAGAAGGGCCCCAGUCACCCCCUUACUGCGCCACGGUAUCGGUUCACAGCUUCUACAACUCGCAGCUGAACCAGGCCCACCCUAGGCAGCACCUGACGCCCUCGGGGGGCCCCCUACAGACCAUAGGGGACCACGACAGCAGCACAGGUAGCCUAUCGAGCCACAAGCGCUCGUCUCCGGGUCUAACUUGUGUGGUGUGUGGUGACACAUCGAGUGGCAAACACUAUGGCAUCCUGGCUUGCAACGGGUGCAGCGGGUUCUUCAAGAGGAGCGUAAGAAGGAAGCUGAUAUACAGAUGCCAAGCAGGAACUGGAAAUUGUGUAGUAGAUAAAGCCCAUAGAAAUCAGUGCCAAGCUUGCAGAUUGAAGAAAUGUCUUCAAAUGGGAAUGAAUAAAGAUGCGGUCCAGAACGAACGUCAACCACGCAAUACAGCUACCAUCAGACCAGAGACUCUCAGCGAGUUAGAAGGAGAGAGACUACUCAGAGACGGGAUGACGGCGACGGUUGCUGUUGGUGUCUUUCCACCUCCCUUCGCCACUCAUCGGGUCUUUCCAAAUUUGAUAACUGCCGACAACAGCUCUACUAAACUGGAGAGAGAAGAAGACAAAGAAGAUAAUCUAGUAACAGAGAUUCAUCGUCAAGAAUGUGACACAUCACAUCGUCACCCGGCACCCAGCGCAUCCUUAACACCCUCCUACGCCGAUAUACCACUCUACGCAUGCGCCCCGCCCGGACAGGAGACAAUAUACGAGACAUCGGCAAGACUCUUAUUUAUGGCCGUUAAAUGGGCUAAAAAUCUUCCUUCCUUCGCUAAUUUACCCUUUCGCGAUCAAGUGAUAUUAUUGGAAGAGGCGUGGGCCGAAUUGUACCUCUUGUGCGCCAUUCAAUGGUGCAUGCCGCUCGAGUCCAACCCACUGUUCACACCCACCGAACACAUGAACGCCGGAUUGCCCAAUGGCAAAGCAGCAGCCACACUGGCAGAUGUAAGAGUAUUACAGGAGAUUUUGGCUCGUUUCAAGGCUGUUGGCGUCGAUCCUGCCGAAUUCGCCUGUUUGAAGGCAAUCGUAUUGUUUAAAGUUGAUGCACGCGGCCUGAAGGAUGCUCAUCAAGUCGAAGGAUUACAAGAUCAGGCACAGUUAAUGUUACAUCAACACGUGAAAACUCAACAUCCCACUCAUCCUGUCAGAUUCGGUCGCCUGUUACUUAUGUUACCAUCACUUCGUUAUAUUCCUUCAGAAAGAAUCGAAACCCUCUUCUUCCAUCGAACAAUAGGAAACACACCAAUGGAGAAGCUCCUCUGCGACAUGUUUAAGUGUUAAACCAAAAAAAUAACCGUUUUAAUUUGCAUAAACGCACACAUUAACACACAUACACACACAAACACAAACACACACAAACAGAAAUUCAAAUAUUCAAACUAACCAAUCAGAGUAAAUGUAUUAUAUGACUUCGUUUGAUUCGAUUAAAAAA